AUGGUUACUACUAAAAUUGCUACUGAACCUACUGACUUUAGAACUGCUUCCAUAACACAACAUUGGAACGACCCACCGCAAAAAAUAUUUCAUAAAGUUGAAGAUGAUCAUAAGCAACUAAAUUCUUCUCAAAUUUGUUUAAUAAUACAAAAAGCUCUAGAAAUUUGUAAGGACAAUGCAAAGAAUUCUGAUAAAAAGAUUAUUCUUGAUACCGAAAAAAGACUAGAAAUUUUAUAUGAAAAAUUAGAAAGUAAACAAUUAUCAGAAUCCGUACUUGGUAGAUUAGGUAGAUUAUGUGAAUAUUUGGAAUUAAAGGAUUUAAAUAAUUCUAUUACAAUUCAUGGUAAUUUAAUGACUACAGAUUUCGAUAAAGAAGGGAAAUGGUUAUUAGGAAUUAAGAGAUUAUUAGAUUUAUAUCAAAAAACUUUAAAAUAA
Molecule: messenger RNA, 435 nt
Organism: Funneliformis caledonium
Lineage: Eukaryota; Fungi; Glomeromycota; Glomeromycetes; Glomerales; Glomeraceae
Source: the annotation of a GenBank genome assembly